Trichoplusia ni (cabbage looper) is the source of this 4453-nucleotide messenger RNA. RefSeq lists its product as uncharacterized. Bases 271 to 2367 code for a protein of 698 amino acids. NCBI's taxonomy places the organism in Eukaryota, Metazoa, Arthropoda, Insecta, Lepidoptera, Noctuidae. The transcript has 15 exons. Gene Ontology annotation, biological process: positive regulation of transcription by RNA polymerase III; snRNA transcription by RNA polymerase III; snRNA transcription by RNA polymerase II. The record is from RefSeq and is a predicted model, not a curated record. Gene Ontology annotation, cellular component: transcription elongation factor complex.
UCAGAGUCAGAGACAAUAGGCAGAAUGAUGUUGAAGUUGUCAUAUCUCUAUGGAAUUCAUGAAAGUUGUUGACUUUUUUGACAGUAACACGGCUGUCAUGUCAUCGUCAUUGAUCGCCGGAUAGAAGCAGAGCUCGAUUUCUCUCAAUAACAUGCGGACUGCAAUUCUAUUUGUUUAUAUUUUAUGUAAAUAAAGAUUUAUCUGUAAAAGUACAGUUGUGAUAUUAGUAUAGACCUUUAAGAAUAAAAUUCGUUAAAUUACAACCCCAAGAUGAUGGAACAUAUUCGGCAAUUCGAUUGGUGUGCACCUAUACCUGAGAGUCAUUUUGUUGAAGAAUCGGACUUGGACAAUUGUAACACUGAGAAGAUAAUAAAGAACAGAUUCCACGAUCCCCUCUUAUCUAGUGAGUCAGAAGAUGAGACGCCUGCUAAAAUUAACUGGGAUGAGAUGUUCAGAACAAGAAAAAACCACAAGAUAAAAGUAUAUGUGCCCUGUUUAAGACCUGUGCCACAGUAUCCCAAACUAUCAGCACUCACAAAUCAGCAGCAUUAUCAAAUAUUGAAAGUGUUAAGCGAGGAGAACCCUCACAUUGCACCAGAUUUAGUGAUACAUAAACCCCAGAGGCAAGACCACAAAGUUUAUGAGGCUGUAAAAGAAAUAUAUCUGAAAGAGCAAAAAGAAUACAUGGAAUGGGCAAAGACAUUAUGGUACAUGGACCAUUGUAUUAGAGCUCUACGUCCCAAGCCUGCAGUAGAAACAGUGUAUGAAGCAGAGUUCAAGGUGAAGAUACAACGGAUGAGUAGUUUACCAAAGAAGUAUGAUAUUGCAGCACAGAUACCAUUAGAGAGUAGGAGGAAAACUUGUGAUGCGGUGUUGAAACAAGAGUUGAUUAAUGUACCUUUAUCGGACAUACCUUUCGCCAAAAUACCAGAGAACAUCAACAAGCAAUUCAGCAUCCUUCGCCCAUGUGCAGUUCCAGAGCCAUGUCAAAAACAUCCUUACCAGUUUGUUUUGCCAAAUGAAAAAGGGGUUUCAGUUCUCCCAACAUCAGAAAUCCACAGGGAGUUAGCUCUGUAUGCAUUAACAAAUGGAGCUCAAUACAUAGCCAGUGAGAAUGCACUUAAAUGUCUCAUGCAACAGAAUAGACCUUGGAUUAUACCGGUAUCUGUCUGCGAGACCAUUGGACCUGAUGGUGACAAAGUCAACGUCGUGGUGUUAGACAGUGAGUUUUCUGCUCACAAGGAGGACCCACAAAUGAGGACAUAUAAGGCGUUUAGACAUCUACUGGAACAGGCUCUCAUACCUAUGAAAGAAAAAGAGAAACUGCUGAAAGACAAGAAGAAGGAAGUACCGUCACCAGUCAAGGCUGAGACUACAGAGGACGCUGACAUGCUCAGCGAUGACGAAGAUAGCAUGUUUAUAUGUACCGAUGACAAUACAGACAACACAGAAACAGAAUCAGUACAACCAAGUUGGAGUAAGCGAAUAGAUAAUAAACUUAAUAAUUCAAACUUGGAGAAGGAUAGUGUAGGGUACAUCACGAGGGCUGUGAGCAGGAAGAUCAGUGAGGAUGUCCAUGAUAUUGGACUCUACAACUGCACUUGUAAAGACACAAUAUACGAGCAUCCACCACGUCGUUCGUUCAAGAGGUGGCAGUUUAGGAGCAAGAGUGAGAUAAACUACGACAUUAUUAUACAUUGUCCACAUAAAGCAAGGAGUAAAACAGGCGAGUUGCUUAUCGAACCCAUAGUGGAUUACCAGCUAGAUUUGGGGGCAAGUAAGCAGUCGACUGACAGCAUUCGGAGUUUGGCGCUCUCGCUCAUGCUGAGGAAAAAUGCAUCGGUAGUGCUAGCUCGCGUGGACGGCCCCACCGGCGAGGUGGCCUCGCUCCUGCCGAUGUCGGCGGACACGUUCUGCGGCCAGCACCCCGGCGUGAGCGGCGCCCUACACAACACGCUGUACACCGCGCUGGGGCAGCUGCAGGGGCUCGUGCCCGGCCACUACGUACUGCAGCAUGAGGUGUCGCACGGGCCGCACGCGCUGCUGCUGUCCCCGCGCGGCGCGCGCGGCGCGGCCCUCUCCCUGUGCGGGGCGGCGCCGCCGCGCGACGAGGACAGGCUGGCGCGCAAGCCGCCCGACCUCACGCCUGAACUGCUGCCGUACCACAAAUCCCGAAAGCUGCUUCCGUGCGCCUUCACACCGUACCCCAACCAACUCGUUAGGGAAACAAAGAAACCAGCGCCCAAGAAGAAAGCACCCCCUCAAGCUAUCAAGUUGCAAGCGGAGCAGCCGGAAAGCGGGACCACUCGAAAGGUACCAUCACCUACUGGUGACUUGUCCAACGAAUUUAACGAAUGCCCGACGUAAAGUAUGGCUUGCCUCAGAGAUUAGAGGGGAUAGUUCCACUGGGUUCUGUGUUGCCAACAUUUUACCCAGAUGUUUGUUUUUUGUUGUAAAGCAGCUGCAUUUAGUCUAUUUUACGCUUUUAUAUAUAUUGUGUUAAAAACGUAUAUAGUUUUGGUUACUGCCUCUUGUCCAAAUUUGGUUUUGUUUUCUAUUUAUGUGCUAGACCAUAUUUUCAAAAUUAAAUACCUUUUUACCUGCUUGCUUGAAUUAUACGUUAUGUUUAUUAUUUUGCCUUUUAAUUUACCCGAGUAGAACUAUCGAACUAAUCUCUGAUGAAUUUGUAUCGAUUGCCGGGUCACGCAGGCCCGACGGAGAAGAUAUUGGGAAUAACGAGGAUGUGCUGCUGUCUUGUAAAACCGAAUAAAAAAUAAUACGAUUUAAACAGUCAAAUUCUGGCAGAACGAAUUUUCAAGUAUAUUUUUUGGCCAUGACCAGUAUAAUGAUGACUAUUUUUUUUACUCAUUUAUAUGUCCACAAUCCACAUUCAUUCAUUAAUUCAUUUUCAUUUUUUAUUAUUUUCUUCGUUAUGCCAGAACUGAAGUACCAAAGCAAAUAAGACACAGAAACAGGUAUCUAAGUGACAGUUUUUAUGUACUAUCCGUUUGAAAUACAGUACCUAUUUAGGUUUCGAUUCAUUUUACCGGGACUUCAUUUAUCUAUGAUUAUUUUUAUCAUCACGAUCAUAAAACUUAAUGAAAAAUAACUUUUUUAAAUAAAUACAGCAGAUGCUAAGCUUCCCGGACUUCCAGUGGCGGAUUUAUACCAAACAGCGCUUGCAUGACGUCUGUGUUGUGGCUAAUUAUUUUCAUUUAGUUUCUUAAUUCUUUGGUCACACUGAGAUUCAGUCCUCUUGUCAGAAGGAGUAAUAUUAUAUCAAAUUCACUCCUUCAAAUACUUAAUUUUCAUUUCAACGAUUUUUUUUCUACAACUUUGUUUUUGCAAUACAUUAACCUGAUUUUAUCAGGUUUAAAAGAAUGAAAAAAGGUGUUUUUGUGUAGUAAAUUGCUUCAUAAAGAAUGUUAUUGCGCUGGCUUCGCUUCAUAAGUAUGUGCUCUCAAAAUUGACAUGUUGAAAUAUAAUUCUUCUGAUAUCAUUAUAAUAUCUUUUACUUCUAACCGAAAUGGUAAAUCUAACGGCCACGUGCAAUAGUUAUCAGCACGUACUAGAGAAAAAUGACCUUUUAAAACUACUAUAAAAUUACUCUACGUUCUCAAACCAUCUUUAACGUUUAAUCUAAAUACCACAAUAACGACGGUAAAAUUACCUAUAAGAGUAUCAAGUGUAGAUGAUUUUUUAAUACACAAAAUAUUGUCAGUGUUUUAUUCCGCUUUAGUGCAUGGCGACAAAAAAUUAUAUAGUACGAUGAAACUUUUUGACUGAAACUGUUUUUUAUUGAGGCUGAUUGACGUUUAAAAAGAAGACAAACUGUAGUCUAGUCUGCAUGAAAUUUUGGAGGCAGUCACUUUUUAUUUAAAAGUAAAAGUGUUUAGACCUUAUCUUGUGUUAAGUCUUACAGCCCUCUCAAAUAUAGUCUCUAAUUAAGGGUCCGAUUUAUAGGUUCCUUUUAAUAUCUUUACCUUUACUUAUAUACGUAUAUCGUAUAUCGACAAAAUAACACGUAUCUGAUUAAUCGGACCAGUUAAAUGAAGACCAUGUUUGAACGGGGAGUUAUAUGAAUACGAGUGUUCUAUAUUAUGAUUUUACUUAUGUCUGUGUGGGGCUGUCAACGUUUCUGUAGGUUUUUUAUUUUUAUCCAGCUUAUGCGGUACCUAUAUUUUUAGGUAGAUACUUGAAUACCCUCAAAAUCCGCCAUUGUAAUGCCCCAUACCUAAUAUCGGAAUCAAAUGAAUAUGUUAAGAUUCCUCCAUUUCUUGUGUUAGGUAACGAUAAAUUAACGAUAAACUUUGACUUGGUUGCUUGCGUUAACAUUUUGCUGCUGAGCAAACUCAUGAUUUAUUUAGCAAUAUAUUAUUUGAAUAAUGUUUAGCACUGUAACAUAGUGAAUUAAGUAGAAUUAUUCAAGCUCCUAAAAUGGGGGAGUUGAAAA